Molecule: messenger RNA, 225 nt
Organism: Aspergillus puulaauensis
Lineage: Eukaryota; Fungi; Ascomycota; Eurotiomycetes; Eurotiales; Aspergillaceae
Product: DUF1748 domain-containing protein
Exons: 4
Coding region: 1-225 (74 amino acids)
Cellular component (GO): cytoplasm
Source: RefSeq, a predicted model, not a curated record
AUGGUGGUCGGUCGCCUUACUCACUACGCUUUUGACGCGGUACUCGUCUCCGCCUUCCUAGCCGGCGUCAAGCGCUCAACUGGACUCACUCUCAGCUCCGACAAGGUCACCGAUAACAAGGACUUCAAGAAGUGGAUCGACAACUACCUUGGUGUUGGCGAAUGGGUGAUGGAUCAAUCGAUCGCGGUGCUCAGCUCGACGAGCUACUUUGAGAGGAAGCGGUGA